Molecule: messenger RNA, 5842 nt
Organism: Bombina bombina (fire-bellied toad)
Lineage: Eukaryota; Metazoa; Chordata; Amphibia; Anura; Bombinatoridae
Gene: STAT3
Product: signal transducer and activator of transcription 3
Exons: 25
Coding region: 93-2504 (803 amino acids)
Biological process (GO): growth hormone receptor signaling pathway via JAK-STAT; regulation of transcription by RNA polymerase II; defense response
Molecular function (GO): DNA-binding transcription factor activity, RNA polymerase II-specific; RNA polymerase II cis-regulatory region sequence-specific DNA binding
Source: RefSeq, a predicted model, not a curated record
GUGGUUUCCGGUGCUACUGCCUCAGACAGUGCAAGCUGCGUCAGAGCGGAGAAGAAGGGAUCAAGUGGUAGCGAAGUCCUCCAGGUUACAAGAUGGCGCAGUGGAACCAGUUACAGCAGUUGGACACCAGAUAUUUGGAACAGCUGCACCAGCUUUACAGUGACAGUUUUCCCAUGGAGCUGCGCCAGUUUUUAGCGCCUUGGAUAGAAAGCCAGGACUGGGGGUUUGCUGCCAGUAAAGAGUCCCAUGCCACACUUGUCUUUCACAACCUUCUCGGGGAGAUAGACCAACAAUACAGCAGGUUCCUACAGGAGUCAAACGUCCUUUACCAACACAAUUUGAGGCGCAUAAAGCAGUUCCUACAGAGCAGAUACCUGGAAAAGCCUAUGGAGAUUGCACGCAUUGUAGCAAGGUGUCUUUGGGAAGAGGGAAGACUUCUCCAGACUGCAGCGGCAGCAGCACAGCAAGGUGGACCGGCCUCCCAUCCAACUGCAGCUGUUGUUACUGAGAAACAACAAAUGCUAGAGCAACAUCUUCAGGACGUAAGGAAGAAAGUACAGGAUCUCGAGCAGAAAAUGAAAGUUGUGGAAAACCUGCAAGAUGAUUUUGAUUUUAACUACAAAACUCUAAAAAGUCAAAAUGAUCUAUCGGACCUUAAUGGGAAUAACCAGGCAGUAACCAGACAGAAAAUGCAACAGCUGGAACAGAUGUUAACAGCAUUAGAUCAGCUGAGAAGAACCAUAAUAAGUGACCUGGCAGGUCUCUUGUCUGCUAUGGAAUAUGUCCAGAAAACCCUGAUGGAUGAAGAACUUGCUGAUUGGAAACGGAGGCAACAAAUAGCAUGCAUUGGGGGUCCUCCCAAUAUUUGCCUUGAUCGUCUAGAAAAUUGGAUAACCUCCCUGGCAGAGUCUCAGCUGCAGACACGUCAACAAAUAAAGAAAUUAGAAGAACUGCAACAGAAAGUCUCGUACAAAGGUGACCCUAUUAUUCAGCACAGGCCCAUGUUAGAGGAGCGGAUUGUGGAGCUCUUCAGAAAUCUAAUGAAAAGUGCUUUUGUAGUGGAGAGACAGCCAUGUAUGCCCAUGCAUCCAGACAGACCUCUUGUUAUCAAGACGGGGGUACAGUUUACAACCAAAGUCAGACUCCUGGUUAAAUUCCCUGAGCUGAAUUACCAACUUAAAAUCAAAGUUUGCAUCGAUAAGGACUCUGGAGAUGUUGCUGCACUGAGGGGUUCCCGUAAGUUUAAUAUCUUGGGGACAAACACCAAAGUCAUGAAUAUGGAGGAGUCAAACAACGGAAGCUUGUCUGCAGAAUUCAAACAUUUGACUCUGCGAGAGCAACGGUGUGGCAAUGGGGGGAGAGCAAACUGUGAUGCAUCUCUUAUAGUGACUGAAGAGCUGCACCUGAUCACGUUCGAGACCGAAGUUUACCACCAGGGUCUGAAGAUAGAUCUGGAGACCCAUUCACUUCCCGUUGUGGUGAUUUCAAACAUCUGCCAGAUGCCAAAUGCCUGGGCCUCAAUCCUGUGGUACAACAUGCUGACAAACAACCCAAAGAAUGUCAACUUCUUCACCAAGCCUCCAAUUGGAACAUGGGAUCAGGUGGCAGAGGUCUUAAGCUGGCAGUUCUCCUCUACUACAAAACGUGGCCUUAGCAUUGAGCAGCUGAGCACUUUGGCAGAAAAGCUGUUAGGUCCUGGAGUCAAUUAUUCAGGCUGUCAAAUCACCUGGGCCAAGUUUUGCAAAGAAAACAUGGCAGGCAAAGGUUUUUCCUUUUGGGUCUGGUUGGAUAACAUAAUAGAUCUUGUAAAGAAAUACAUCCUUGCAUUGUGGAAUGAAGGGUAUAUUUUGGGUUUCAUAAGCAAAGAGCGGGAGCGAGCAAUUCUGAGCACCAAACCACCUGGCACCUUCCUGUUAAGAUUUAGUGAGAGCAGCAAAGAAGGAGGGAUAACAUUCACAUGGGUGGAAAAAGAUAUAAGUGGUAAAACCCAGAUCCAGUCUGUGGAGCCAUAUACCAAGCAGCAACUGAACAGCAUGUCGUUUGCAGAAAUAAUCAUGGGCUACAAAAUCAUGGAUGCUACAAACAUUCUUGUGUCCCCUUUGGUUUAUCUUUACCCUGACAUCCCAAAAGAAGAGGCCUUUGGGAAAUACUGCCGUCCAGAGAGCCAAGAGCAUCCAGAACCAUCUGACCCAGGUAGUACUGUUCCAUAUCUGAAGACAAAGUUUAUCUGCGUAACACCAACAACAUGUAGCAGCACUAUAGAUUUACCCAUGUCCCCUCGGACCCUAGACUCUCUAAUGCAGUUUCCAGGAGAAGGGUCUGAAAACAGCACUGCAAACCAGUUUGAUCAUAAUAGUUGGACUCUAGCAGCGCUAGCUGACCGUCUUAACCAUGUUACAUUCCCGGAGUCCCUCCAAACUUGGCUCCUUGAUACGAGGAGCCCUGAACUGAGCCACGAUCUUGAAAGCAUUUCAGAAAAUCAGGACUUCUCCAAUGCAAUAUAAUAGACGCUAACAUUUGAAAUGGAUCUAGCAUCUGAAUGUGCAGCCUCCCCAAUGUGAUCUGCUUCAUCUCCUUUGCCUGCAAGCUUCUGCUACCAAAAAUGUUCCAUCAUUUGUAAGAGAGCUUCCACUUUUAAUUCUACUCCACUUGGCAUCUUAAUCUGUGCCAGGCUGGAUGGAAAUGGUCAACAUCUAUUAAAAUCAAGAUUUUUGUUGCCAAGAAAGGUCUUCUCUGCAUUUCAGAUCUCUCAACAGCAAAAGGGGCUGUCUGUGUUGGAAGCAAAGGGAUUAAUAUCAGAGACUGGUGUUUAAUAUUUUACAGUGUUUUUCCUAACUCAGUAUAAAAAGUAAUUUGAUGUACUUCAGAAAAGGGACUAGGAAGGGAGUAUUUGUGAAUGUCAUCUUGUAUUAUUACAGAAAAUAGUUAUCUACAUACAAUUGUAAAGCAUGGAAGUACCAGGACAAUUUUAUUUGAAUCUUUAUGAAAUUCCAAAAUAAGAAGUCUGUCUAAAUUAAAAAACAAACUAUAAAAUCAAGACUUUCAGUUAUUUAGAAUUUCUUCAAGCUGCAAUUUGUCAUUGAUUAAGGAAACCAUCUUUUUAUUGCCAUAUUAAGCUAAUCCCUUCUUCAGUAAAUUUGUUUGGGGAAAGUGUUUUACUUAUUUUGGAGAGUGCAAUCUGUUGCAUUUGGGAUUUUUUCUGAUUUAAAGAGUCAAAUUUAAAAGUGUUUGUGUCAUAGAGAAUACUAUUCAUGAAAAAUAUAUUUUAAUUCGGUUUCUUUAAAUAAAAUUGGUAUUGCAUAUUUUGGAGGAAAUAAUCUAUGUGCACUUACACUUUUUUUAUUUUAGAAUAUCUGAAAACUUUUUAAUAUAUCAAGAUAUAAAACAUAAGCUUAAUAAUUGCAGGGUUUUGAAGGUAGAUUCUUAGAGGGGCCAAACACAAAUACAAAUUUUAAUUAAUUACAACAAUUGUUUAUAAAUGCAUUUUUUAUUGUAAAGAUACCCUUCUGUGCAUCUUGGAAUUUAAUCUGAAUAUGUGAAAUGUUUUUCCCCCUGCUUUUUAUGUAUAUUUAUCAAUGUAGAUCAGGCUAAUAUCAACUUAGUCACUUUGUUCCUGUAUUUAUUCAGCCAUCAAUAAGAUCUCACAAUGUAUUGAUACAGAUCUCUAACCUUGAAAAUCUUAAAAUACAGGAGAUUUAUUUAAGUAGUUAAUAUUAACACCAUGAUAUGCUAAUUAUCACUGAAAACUUCAGAAAAUACAACUAUUAUAGUUUUUUGUAUAAUGCUGAAAAAAGUAUCAUCCUUUAUAGGUUUUGUAAUUGUAUCUUCUUUGCUUAAAGAUACUGCUUUUCACCAAAGGAAUGCAUUGGGUCAUAUAGGAGUAUAUUCCUUUUAAAUGAGUGCCUUUUAAUAUAUGUAACCAUUUAUUUUCAGCACUUGUAACAACCAUUGUUCCCCAACCAAAAUGAUUUUAAAAAGAGGAGUCUUGUGACUCAUAUGGCUUAGGUGGGAAAUGCUCACCCAGUCAUCUACAACCUUUAAGAAUACGAUGAUCUAUGAAUACCACAGUUUAACAUCUUUCUGUAGAGCUGUCCUUUUUCAGUCGUUUUGAACUUGGAAUAUUUUGUAUACUUUAUAUUUUGUAUCUUUUAAUUACAUAUGUUAAUAUAUGUAAAAUAUUUGCCUUUAGAGUAUUUUAGUAGCUUUAAAUGUUUCUGUUUGUAUGAAUGUUAGAAGUUCCUAAUUAAGAUUGGUGCUUCCACUACAGAUGUGGUGCCUUAUUUAAUUUGUCUGAACUGAGAAAGCACUUUGAGCUGUUUGAUUUAGAAAUGUUACCCCAAAUGAGUCUUCUCCUGCAUCCAGAGAGUUUCGUUUGUUUUGGUUUUUAUAAAAUAAAUUAAACCUUUUGCCUAAUUCUAUAUCACAACUCUACAAAGGUAAUUGAUUGGCCAUUUCAGAUCAACUAUAUCUGCAUUUUGUGGUUUCCAAACCGAUGGUGGACCCAGAGUGAAAUGCUAACACGUUUGCUUAGUAAGGUGAUAUAAAAGAGAGUUGGCAUUUACUAUAGGAUAACAGGAGUGUCUUAUUGGUUAUAAAUGUUACAAAACACAUUACUGCCACGUGAGAAGCUAUGUAGGCUAUUGUGCGCCACCACCCUUGAAUUCACCACUGAAAAAAGAACCAUGGAUUCUGAGCGACACAAAAAUUGUUAGUACUAAAUCAGUAUUACUUUUCAGGUGUGUAAUAUCUAUGUGUUAUAUAUCCAUGUAUCUAUAAAUAAAGAUGGACAUUUUAUUCUUUUGACAUUUAACUAGUCCCUAUGGAAUGGAUUUUAAAUGGUGUUUUAGAGCAUCCAAAUAAAUCUCCGUUAUAUUUGAUAUUCUUAACAGAGGACAAAGUAUCAUUUGUGGAGUUAACUCCUAUGGAAACUACAAUAUGCAACAUUUAUACUAUUUUCUGUACUGUACAUUCCUGAAAAAUAUCCCUCCAGACUCUCUUGGUAGAAUAUCUCUUUAUAACCUUGGUUUCACAAUAUUGAGGGGUGGGGGGGAGGAGCAAUGCAUUUUUGAGCUAAUUGACAAGUCAUUUUCCAGAGUCCUCUGCUCUAAUGGGAAACACUUGAAGCUCAGGUUUUCUGAGGAAAAAUAUGCAGCUGUGCUAUACAGUGAUCUAUCAUGUGUCAAUAAUCUUGUUUUAAAAAUCCACAUAUAUAGCCAAUGGGCCUCUUCAAAGUUUUUGUCAGAUAUUGGGAGAAUGUGAAAGCUAAGAGUUAUUUGCAUACAUUAUUGCCCUGCGUAGAAGAGGUGGCAGAUUAUUCUACUUUGUGUGUAUAUUAUAUAUAUAUAUAUAUAUAUAUAUGUGUGUGUGUGUAUAUAUAUAUAUAUAUAUAUAUAUAUAUAUAUGUGUGUAUAUAUAUAUGUGUGUGUGUGUAUAUAUAUAUAUAUAUAUAUAUAUAUAUAUGUGUGUAUAUAUAUAUAUGUGUGUGUGUGUAUAUAUAUAUAUAUAUAUAUAUAUAUAUAUAUAUAUAUAUAUAUAUAUACACAUGCUGUAACAUAAAACAUCUGAUGUGAAUGGUUUAGGAUUAAUCAUUUUGCUGUAAUAGGUCCUUGUAUAUGCAGGAACCCAGGACAUUAAUCUCAUUCCUAGACACAUUAUAGACAUUUAUUCCAGUUAAAUUUGCAACCUCUGUUCAAUUGGUGAAUUUCCAAUAUGUUUUCUCAGUAUCCUUUUUAUGUUACCAUAUUAUGGUAUGAACUGCAGUUUACAGAUAAUGUGUUUUAAUAUGUAUUAUUGCUUAAUGUAUAUGCAUACAAGAAUCUCUUAAAUAAAUUGAUAAAAUAUA